This is a messenger RNA of Drosophila erecta, 1574 nucleotides long. Its product is annotated as mitogen-activated protein kinase kinase kinase kinase 4. The coding region runs from base 614 to 1504 and encodes 296 amino acids. NCBI's taxonomy places the organism in Eukaryota, Metazoa, Arthropoda, Insecta, Diptera, Drosophilidae. The record is from RefSeq and is a predicted model, not a curated record. The transcript is spliced from 2 exons.
UAUUUUAGGGUAAUUGUGAAGCAAAGAUGUUGUCUCCAAACUAAGCAAUAAAUCACAAGCCCUGUAUAAAUGAAUAAUACCGAGUUUUGAUCAAAUUUCGAUAUUAUUCGAAACCAAUUUUAAGACUUCAGUUAAGUAUUCCAUUCUUUGGGGUGGAAAUGCCGAGCACCGACUGCGGUAAAACCAACCGAGAAGUGACAGAACUCGCAGAACAUCUGUGUAAGCCAGAUUCAGGGGGUCAAUCUCGACUUGACGUCAAUCAAUCAUUGGCUGCUCGGCGAUGGAUAGAAGAAUGGUUUUCACCGAAAGAGAUGAGAAAUUAGCAUAAAAUUCGUACGCCUCUGACCCGCGACCCGGUUCACUUUGACCCCGGGCGAACUUUUGCUAAUAGAGCUGGCCAAGAAGUGGGAACUAAAAGGAAAUGGGGAUGCGGGGAAUAUGUCGGCAAUCGAUCAGCUGUAUGGCCUCCAAAUGGGUAUAAAAUCCCGGGUCGGUCCAUCAGUUGUCAGUCAGUUGUGAGUGAAAACUCAAAGACAACAAGUGAGUUAGGCACCCUCGAUCCCCAGUCAAGGAAACCGAUCGAUAAUCCCGUCAAGGAGAAUCCAUCUGCAGAAUGCAUUGUCUGCUACAACUGAGUCUGGCUGUGGCCCUUUGCGCCCUCUUAGCCCCAUCCGCUACCUUGGCCGAACGUCGCAAUGUGUACCGCCUGGGUGGACGCUCCUCGGACGCUCAGAUGGAAGCCCGCUUCACAUCGUCGAUUGCCAACAUGCUGACCUCGUUGAAGGGCAGCACCACAACGACCACGGUCGGCCCCACUACCUCCACCGUGCCCACCACCUCUACGGAGACUACCUCGCCAACCGCUCCAACAUCAUCCACUGGCACCUCGACGAGCACCACCACGCCCACUACCAGCUCGACGGCCACCAACAGCCGUGCCUUCCCCGCAAUUCAGGGCGAUGGUGAGGAGGACGAUGAGGAGACGCCCAGGGCCUAUGAAGAUGAAGAGGACGACGGCGACGACAGCCUGGAGGACGAGGACGAAGGCGAUGACGGCGAUGAGGAGAAUUACUAUGUGGCCGCACCGUCUGCCGGAGGCAACGGCAAUGCCGUGCAGCAGUCCUCGGAGUCCAGCUCAUUGGUCCGCCCAUCGGAAAUGCAGUGGCGCCAAUUCCAGCAGGAACAGCGCAAUCGUCGCCGAAUCCAGCGCAUCCAGCGGGAGCACAACCAGCGGAUCAGGGCCCUCCUUCGCCGUCAAAGGGAAGCCGAGAAGCGCAGCCAGCAACGAUUGCGCCGCCAGCGCCAACAGAGCCGCAGGCGCGUCUCGCAGCGCCAGCGCCGCAACAAGAACCGCUCCAAGGCUCAGCGCCAGCGCCAGAGGAAGAACAACAUGAACCGUCGCCGCCGCCAGCAGCUGCAGCGCCAGCGCCGAUAUCGCCAGCAGCAGCGUCGCCGGCUCAUCCGCCUUCUGCGCCGUCGUCGUCGUGGCGGACGUCGCAACUAAGGAGUUGAUCCCGGUCAGAUCAGAUCCCCAACCGAUCCCAGAACCCCCGAAAUAAACCGAACUUGUAUGC